UCCAGGAUCAAAGCUUUGAGCUUUGGAAAAGAGUCGAGGGAAACAGACAUGGCGGCUAACUGCGCGAGGCGAACCCUACAAUUCUCUUCAGCUUCUGCAAAAACCAUUCUGUCCCGUCCACCGUCUUCACCUUUCGCCUCCAAUGCUUCUAAGCUGACCGAAUUCACUUCCCUCAAGCCUGCUUCUGCUCCUCGACUCGCUGCCCAGAAGCUCAAGUUCUCAAGGCUUCCGGUGGAGUUAGGCGGUGCGCAGUCAUUGAUCCCGUUGCACAGUGCUACUGCUUCUGCAUUGUUCACGUCGCUUCUUUCUUUGCAUAAUACCAGCUGGGGGUGCCUAUCAGAAGAUGGCUAAGUUGCAUACGAAAAUAAGUAGCUGAAUGCAUUGUUCAUAGUAUUCUUCAUACAUAUUCUUGUGACAUGGUGAAGGAAGGGGGAGAAACAUCUCGACUCUGGAAUUCGUUCUAUUAUGUAUAGGUAGAAUGACAUGCCAAGUGUAUUAUAUAUAUAAUUUUUGCUGUUUUUCAUGGUUUUUGAAUGUUGUCCAUGAAAACUUGUUGGAACUUUAUUUUCCUAGACAUCCUUAUAUCAGACGUACUUCGAUGCUUUUGUUAAUUGUAAUACAUACCAAAUUAACUAAGGGUUCUAUUAAUGUGGCAACUCAUCUUUUAAUUUGGUAACUCUGGUCGCUAAUAAAUCCCAAAUCAACCUUAACCCUAAAACAGAGAAGAAGAUGAUUGCAAUACUCAACAACCUUUCUAAAACAGAGAACAUGGCUUAUAAG
Malus domestica (apple) is the source of this 780-nucleotide messenger RNA. RefSeq lists its product as uncharacterized. Lineage: Eukaryota; Viridiplantae; Streptophyta; Magnoliopsida; Rosales; Rosaceae. Gene Ontology annotation, cellular component: mitochondrion. The record is from RefSeq and is a predicted model, not a curated record.